Molecule: messenger RNA, 875 nt
Organism: Dictyostelium purpureum
Lineage: Eukaryota; Evosea; Eumycetozoa; Dictyosteliales; Dictyosteliaceae
Exons: 2
Coding region: 102-713 (203 amino acids)
Source: RefSeq, a predicted model, not a curated record
AACAUCACCAACAAACCCAAUAUCAAUCCCAUCAAACCCAUGUAGGUAACCCAAAUGAUAAAGUAACUACAAGAACCAUUACCACCAUUCAAUCCUCUGGUAUGAAAUGUAAAUCAUGUAAAUUAGAAAUCUUUGGUGUUACAUUAAUUAAUCAUCUUAAUGAUUCAUAUCAUCCAUCAUGUUUCCACUGUCUAUUAUGUCAAGACGUCAUCAAAGAUCCUUAUUUCACCGAUCCGAAAACAAAUGAAAUUUAUUGCGCAAAAUGUCAAAUCAUUUUAAAUGAUAGGGAAAAGAAAAAUAGAGAUUCUUUAGGUUUCUGUAACUCCUGUUUCAAAUUUUUAUCUGAACAUGACAAUGUUAUUAUUAUUGAUAAAGAAAAAUACCAUAAUAAUUGUUUUAAAUGUAGUAUUUGUAAGGAUUUGAUAAGAGGCUCAAACUUUUCCAGAGAAAUUAUGACAUCUACAUCCAGUAACUAUUGCUGCAACAGCUGCUUAUAUAGUGGUAGAGUUGAUAAAUGUCCAUUCUGUAACGGUGUUGUAUUGGGUAAUUCAAUGUUUGUUCCAAACUUUGGUAAUUUCCAUCCAAAAUGCUUUAAAUGCUCAAGCUGUCAAGUUGUUAUAAAGCAUAGCUCUCCAUUUACAAUUGGUAAAAAUAACAAACCAACUUGUCAACAAUGUACUUCAAACAAUUCUGUUGGUGCGGCCAAUAAGUAACUUUAACCCCAAAAUCAAAAAAAAAAAAAAAAAAAUUAUCAAAAAAAAAAAAAAAAAAAUUAUAUUCCAUCAUUAUUAUUAUUUAUAUAACUAUUUAUAAAAAAAAAAUAAAAAAUAAUAAAAAAAAAAACAAAAAUAAAGUAUUAUUCAAAUUUUAAAAGU